AUGAUAGCGGGCAUCCUUGUCUUUGAGAGUAAAUAUACCUUUACCCUUAAUACACUAUUAAAUGUGAAGUUAAGUGAGACAGAAAAUGGCAAGUUCGUCUCUAUAUUGGAUCUACCUGGCAACAUUCUUAUCAUUCCUCAAGCCACUCUUGGGGGGAAGGUGAAAGGAAGAAACAUGCAAUAUCACUCUAACUCUGGAAAAGAAGAAGGGUUAGAACUUUAUUCCCAGUUUGUGACUCUAUGUGAAAAAGAAAUAGCUGCUAACAGCAAGUGUGCUGAAGCUGGAGUUGUGGUGGAACACGGCACUUACGGGAACAGGCAGGUGUUAAAGCUGGAUACCAAUGGACCAUACACACACCUAAUUGAGUUUUGA
Molecule: messenger RNA, 372 nt
Organism: Orycteropus afer afer
Lineage: Eukaryota; Metazoa; Chordata; Mammalia; Tubulidentata; Orycteropodidae
Source: RefSeq, a predicted model, not a curated record